Molecule: messenger RNA, 660 nt
Organism: Helobdella robusta
Lineage: Eukaryota; Metazoa; Annelida; Clitellata; Rhynchobdellida; Glossiphoniidae
Exons: 3
Biological process (GO): protein modification process
Cellular component (GO): cytoplasm
Molecular function (GO): protein-L-isoaspartate (D-aspartate) O-methyltransferase activity
Source: RefSeq, a predicted model, not a curated record
AUGGGUGGCAUGGUAAGUGCCGGCGCCAACAACGACGAACUAGUUCGCAAUUUGGUGAAAGCAGAUAUUAUCAAGUCUCCGGAUGUCGAGACGGUUUUUCGAGCAGUGGACAGGGGCCAUUACUUUUUGCCAAGCAGUCGGUCAAACGCCUACAAAGAUUCGGCAUGGAAAUCCGACUUUUUACAUCUUUCUGCACCCUGCAUCUACGGAGAGGUUAUGGAGGCCCUGGGGUUAGAGAAAGGCAUGAGCUUUCUAAAUUUAGGCAGUGGGACUGGUUAUUUGAGUACCAUGGCCGGUCUCAUACUGGGUUCAAAUGGUGUGAACCAUGGCAUAGAAAUUAGUGAAAAAGCCGUUGAAUACUCAAUAGCGAAAGUUGAAGAAUACAUAAACACCAAUCCAUACUUUGAUGCUUUCGACUUCUGCCAUCCAAUAUUCAAAUGUGGGAACUGUUUAAGUUUGGUCCCAGGAGAGAUGAGGUACGACAGGGUGUACUGCGGGGCUGCCUGCACCUUUGAAAAUGAAAAUUUACUAAAAAAUUUGGUUAAAGUUAGUGGGUCCAUAGUUGUACCUAUUGAGGACCAGUUGAUGAAGAUAACUCGUUAUUCUGAAAAAGAAUGGAAAGCCAAUCAGCUGAUGGCCGUGUCUUUCGCAGAUCUCAUU